Talpa occidentalis (Iberian mole) is the source of this 2468-nucleotide messenger RNA. Its product is annotated as activator of 90 kDa heat shock protein ATPase homolog 2-like. NCBI's taxonomy places the organism in Eukaryota, Metazoa, Chordata, Mammalia, Eulipotyphla, Talpidae. The transcript is spliced from 10 exons. The record is from RefSeq and is a predicted model, not a curated record. Gene Ontology annotation, biological process: positive regulation of ATP-dependent activity; protein folding. Gene Ontology annotation, cellular component: cytosol. Gene Ontology annotation, molecular function: protein-folding chaperone binding; ATPase activator activity. Bases 85 to 1047 code for a protein of 320 amino acids.
CCCCGCGCUGACUCCUGCCGCGCCCCGACUGCUCCUCAGCUUGUGACUUUCUGUGACCUUGCCCCUAUCCCCCCACCCCCCCCGAUGUUUCUGGGAGUUCAGAGGGCGCUAGAAGGGCCUGGGACAGAGCGAGAUGCCACCAGCUGGUCCAAGGAGAAGUUCCAUGAGCUCCUGGUGGGCCUGGUGGUAGAGAAUGAAGCUGGCCGCUGCGAGGUCAGUGAGCUCAAGCAGGUGGAAGGUGAGGCUUCCUGUAGCAGCCGCAAAGGAAAGCUGAUUUUCUUCUAUGAGUGGAACAUCAAAAUGGGCUGGAAAGGUACAAUUAAAGAAUCUGAUGUGAAGCACAAGGGAUUGAUUGAAAUACCCAACCUUUCUGAAGAAAAUGAAGUAGAUGACACUGAGGUGAACAUGAGUAAGAAGAAAGGAGAUGGGGAUAUACUGAAGGAUCUUAUGAAAACUGCAGGCACCGCCAAGGUCAAGGAGGCCCUUGGAGAUUACCUGAAGGCACUUAAAACAGAAUUUACAAUAGGAAUGAUUUUACCAACAAAAGCAGUGGCAACUCAGGAAUUGACUGUUAAAAGGAAACUGAGUGAGAGUACCUUGCAGAGUCAAGCCUCACCUCCAGUGGCUUUGGGUGUAAGGAUUCCCACUGUUGCAUUGCACAUGACGGAACUGUUUGACACCGCUGUAGAGCAACUGUACAGCAUCUUCACUGUGAAGGAUUUGGUGCAAAAAUUUUCUAAAUCUUCUGCUAUAUUAGAAGCUGAAAAGGGAGGGAAAUUCCAAAUGUUUGAUGGGAAUAUCACCGGUGAAUAUAUAGAACUGUUAACAAAUAAAAAGAUCGUCAUGAAAUGGAGAUGUAGGAACUGGCCAGAAGAACAUUAUGCAACAGUUGCAUUGAAUUUUGUGCCUACUCCAGGGCAAACAGAAUUACAACUUGACUGUAAAGGAGUUCCUGUUUGUAAAGAGGAGAACACGAAAUUCUGUUGGCAGAAGCAGCAUUUUGAAGAAAUAAAAGGUUUACUGCAACUGACCACCCUAAAUGGUUGAAUUAGAUUUUAUAAGGGCAUUACUUUUUUGAUAAAUGGAUUUGCCCUUGGUGGACUGGAAACAGCUGGCUUCUAACCUGGACUCUAUGAAUGGCACUGCUCUGAAGAAUACCCACCAUUUAAGACCUUUUUGGGAAACUAAAUAGUCUUUCUGCAAUCAGUACAACCCUGACAUCACAAAGAAGUGAAGCAUGAACAAGAGUUGUGCUUUUAAUAAUUUAAACCUUUAAUCUGCUUACUUUUAGCAACUAUACUUUUUCAAUCUAGAGAUUUUGAACAUCUUGUAUUUUCCAGGUACAUCAUAUUACUUGUUAAAGUUAUUCUUUCAUUUGCUAAUGCAUCAACAUUUCAAGAACAGUGUUAAAGGUGAUGGCCUCAUUGCUGAAAAAAACUGAAUGAUGAAAUCUAGGGAUUUGUUACUGAGUUUAAUUUUACAUGUGAACCAUGAUACCUAAAUGAUACCAUGAGAUCUGUAAUAUAAGUUUUCUACAGUACUUAAAUAUGUGGUUUUUUUCUUUCCCAGAUACAAAACCAAUGCAUGCUCAUUACAGGUAAUUGAAACCAUACAAUAGUUAAACUACAAAAUAAAAACAUCCCAUAAUUUAAUUUUUAUACAGUUGAGAGUACAAUCCUGUUUUUUUCUUUGCAUGUAAUGAGUAAUCUUUCCCUUCAUUUAUAAGAAUAUGGCUUAUUUUCUAAUUUUUUCAUGUAAUCAAGUUAAUUCCUUUUUGUUUUAAAGACUAUAAUACAGAUGAGCUGUGCUUUAUUUACUCCUUCCAAUGGACAUGAGUUCCAGUUUUUAUCAAUACAAAACCAUGGGAAAAUAAACACCCUCUGUAUACUGUUACACACUUUUACGAGUAGAAUAGGAUGGAUUCCUACAACUGGUAUUACUGGUCAAAUGGCAUGGAUAUCCUACAGUGAUAAUGCAAAGCUGCCUACCCAAGGUGGCUCCAUUCUAAGAUCUCUCUACCCAUUCUGUUUAAGAUGUAUGUCAUCUAAACUUUAUCUCAGUUUCACAGUGAGGGGAAAAAAUCAUUGAUUAAUUAGUAAGGUUAGGCAAUCUUCUUAUAUGGUUACCAAACACUUUACUUUUGUGUUUGUGUAAACUGUUCGUGUCCUUUGCUUAAAUUAGUUAUUUAACACUGUUUUGUAUAUUGGCAAUAUUAGGCCAUUUAUUUGUUAAGAAUGCACAUAUUUUUCUCACUAACACUUUGUAUUUGAUUACUUCGAUCUGUGGCAUUUUCCAGCAUACAUUAUUUUUAGUUUUAUCUGUAAUAAGAAUUUUUCAUUUUUGUUUCCUGCUUGCUUACUAUGGUUAUUUCAAAUCUCAAGGUAGUAUCCAUGAUUCUAUGCUUUUCCUUUUUAUUUCUAUGAUCCUGGUUUUUUUUUUUUUUUUUUUUGGUAAUUAAAUCUUUUAAU